Messenger RNA from Fulvia fulva, 483 nucleotides. RefSeq lists its product as uncharacterized. The transcript has a single exon. Bases 1 to 483 code for a protein of 160 amino acids. NCBI's taxonomy places the organism in Eukaryota, Fungi, Ascomycota, Dothideomycetes, Mycosphaerellales, Mycosphaerellaceae. The record is from RefSeq and is a predicted model, not a curated record.
AUGGCUUUCUUUGGCCCAGCAGGCCCACACAUGGACAUGUGGGGCAAUGCCGUCUUCAACCCGAUGGACCCGUUCAGCAGCGAAGUUGAUAUCCAGGACGUUUGGCCGUACAUGCAGGGCAACUACAAUCGUGGCUACCAUCGUGGCUUCAACGACGGUAGCUGGAACACCAUGGGGGCGAUGAAUAUGAUGGCGGGAGGUCCUUACCGGCGACCUCGGCGGCGCGGCAACCACUGGCACGGCCACUUGCACCUUCAAGCUGGUAUGGGCUUUGAUCCGCGAUUCAUGGGCCCCUACGGCUAUGGUGCCAUCGGCGCUGGCAUGGGUCUCGGCUUGGGCGGGGCCUACGGCGGAGGAUACCCCGGAGGCUACGGCGGAGGCUUAGCUGGAAUUGGAGGUGGUUAUGGUGGAGGAUUUCUACUCGACCGUCCAGCAAUACCGGCUCCCCAGCUGCUGGUCAACAAUCCUCUAGCAAUAUUGUGA